This is a messenger RNA of Varanus komodoensis (Komodo dragon), 4056 nucleotides long. RefSeq names its product Josephin domain containing 1 (gene JOSD1). Gene Ontology annotation, molecular function: cysteine-type deubiquitinase activity. The transcript has 4 exons. The record is from RefSeq and is a predicted model, not a curated record. NCBI's taxonomy places the organism in Eukaryota, Metazoa, Chordata, Lepidosauria, Squamata, Varanidae. Gene Ontology annotation, biological process: protein deubiquitination. The coding region runs from base 1332 to 1940 and encodes 202 amino acids.
GACCGGGCGGGGGAUGGGGGGACGCGUCCCUGAAGGAGAAGCAAUCCUCCCCCCGAUAGAUAGCCCCGCUGAAGAAAGCCUGAAUUGACGGCAGCUCCAGGUUCCCCCCUUGAGGGAACUCUUUUGCCCUACACGCCAUCCUGGCCAGCCCCGCACCCCGUCGGAAAGGUAAUUUCCCUCCUCCAAGCUGGCAGCGAUUUUAGUACCCUUGACCCCUCCCGGGAAGGAGCUGGCAUGGCACAGUUCUCUGCCCCGUUACCUACAUUAAGGGCGGAGAGCGGGGUGUGCAGUGGCCUGCUGACUGCUCAACGGCGGUUCAACGGGACAGGCCAGAAUGGCUGUGAUUGCAAACACAAACUCCCCUCCCCCAGUUCCCCCAUACACACAGGCACGCGUGCGCAGACACCCCCCCCCCCCGGUUCCCUGAGCCUUUGCUUUUAACCACACAUUUGGCAUUGGGGGAAGUCGUAGCACGAAGGGAACGAUCGUGUUCGUGUAAUGCUGAGAAAAGUCAAUCCUGGAGCAUGUUGUGAGUCCUGAAUGGUAUGAAGGAUUAAUUGGCCGUUGCCUUACUCUUGCUUUAGAGAGAACAGCUUUCCAGCAGGUGGGGGGAACUUUGUUAAUGUUGUUAAAAAUGUUAUAUAGAAAGAUAAACAUUCUGUACAUAACUGGAUUGUUUCUUUCUUUGUCAGGAAUGCAAGUAUUGGCCAAAGAAUUCUAUGCAUAGUGAAGGUGGAGCAGCUGCUUUUCAUUUUUUGACCUGGAAGAAACAAUUUCCUUUCCUAAUUUUUGGCUUUUUUUUUUUUUAAACUCAGCCACUCCCUGAGGAAUGCACAAUUUCAGUUGAUAUUUUUCUGGGGGCCCUGUAUUCCUUUUGGGAUGGAGCAACGUGGCCUUGCUUAAUUUCAUGCUGUUCAUCUUCUUUUCUUUUUUAGGGCAAGCAUAUUUUCAAAGUUGGGCUCUGGAUCUUGGUGUUAGAGGCAUCAUUGACCAAAGGAAAUGGAGGAAAAGGAGCGAUGUGAUAAAUUUGAUUUGACACUCUUGUGUUAGGGCCAUGUAAAAUAUUUUCCAAGGGAAGACCAAGAGAAAGAAAGUUUCUUGUAAACUAAAGGAGGCGGGAGGGAGGGUGGGAGAAAAAAUGAUUCAGAUUAUUGAGUUACCUUUGCAACCACCCAGUAAAGACAUCUAUUAAAGCAACUGCAGGUUUGCUACUUGUGUGAGCUGGAGUUCCUAUAAAGAAAGGAGCCAUUUGCUUGCUUGUUUGCGUGUGGGAAGAAGCUUCACAAACUUUAUCAUCUUUCAUCUUCGCAUUCUACACCACGAAAGAAAAAAUGAGUUGUGUGCCAUGGAAAGGUGACAAAACCAAAUCAGAAUUUCCAGAAACACCACAGCUGACCCCAGUGCGUAUUUAUCAUGAAAAACAGCGCAGGGAACUCUGUGCCCUCCACGCUCUCAAUAAUGUCUUCCAGGAUGGCAAUGCCUUUACAAGAGACACACUACAGGACAUUUUCCAGAGGUUCUCCCCCAAUACCAUGGUGACACCACACAAGAAGAGCAUGCUGGGAAAUGGGAACUAUGAUGUGAAUGUCAUCAUGGCAGCUCUUCAGACCAAAGGUUAUGAAGCAGUUUGGUGGGAUAAGCGCAGGGAUGUUAAUGUAAUUGCCCUCUCUAAUGUGAUGGGCUUCAUUAUGAAUUUGCCCUCAAGUCUCUGCUGGGGUCCAUUAAAACUUCCUCUUAAACGGCAGCAUUGGAUCUGCGUCCGGGAAGUGGGUGGUACUUACUACAACCUUGACUCCAAACUCAAGGUGCCUGAAUGGAUUGGAGGUGAAAGUGAGCUCAGGAAGUUUCUGAGACACCAACUGCGAGGAAAGAACUGUGAACUUCUGUUGGUGGUGCCUGAAGAGGUGGAAGCACAUCAGAGUUGGAGAGCUGAUGCAUGACCUGAAACUGUCUUGUCCUCGCACUACAGAACUGCUCCCUACCACCCACCAAUUGCUCAUGUCCUGUGAUGUGCAUAAUGAGCACUCCUAACUCCUCUUUCCUGGAACUCUGGAUUGUUUUCCAUUAUAUGGGUGCAAUAAGGCAGCAGCAACAUACUGUCAGGGCCAAUAUGAAAGGGAACAAGCUGGACACAUACCGAGGGAAGAGGAGGAGGUGGAAGGAAGAGAGUCCUUCCUGUGCCCUAAUGCAUAGUGUGAUUUAGGAGUGGAAUGUUGGAAAACUCCCUUUAAUUUUCUGCUUUCCCUUUCUUCCCCACAGUCUUAAGAGACUUUAUAGUGGGUUGCACACUACUGUUUCCAAACAUCCCCAAAGCUCAUUUGGCUGGUAUGUCUCCAUGCAAAGGCUGGGGCCAAGCAUGUUCCCUCCUUGUCUCCCUCCAACUCUAGCUGUGUUGAAGAAAAUUGCAAACCACAUGGGUCUCUCAGGAAACUCUAAAUACUCUUAUCAAUGGUAUGGUGCUUGUGGAUCCCCUUUUGUAAUAGUAACUGUGCCAAGGGUUAGGGGAUAAAUAGACAAAAUGGGACCAUCACUCUAGAACUCCCUUCAGGAGUUUGAGGUUUUUGUUUCUCAUUCUCUUUUUAUUAUGUGACCUUUGUUGGUCUGAGAAUAAAAAACUGAAUAAUUUGGGAAGGAGGUAACUAAUUGAUGCUUAUUUAGAAGCCUCAAGGUUUUGUUUUUUUUUUAAUGGUCCAGGUGUAGCCUGUUUGUUCUUGUUUGUCUGUGUUCUGUAAUUCAGGGAAAUAUUCACUGAGCAGGGAAUAAAACUAUAGGCUGUUUGGGUAUGGAAUCUUGAAAAAAAGAACAGCCAAGUUUCAUCAAGUAUGGAGCUAAUGAAAGGGCAAGUGUUCAUUUUGAAGAGGAGUAACAGAAAACAAGAUCCAAGGGCUAGAUUUCUGUGGCCUUUGUAGUAAAAGUACCUGAUGUAAUGUCUAAGCAGGUCUGAUGUAGGGGAAGACUGUCAACAGCAGACAGGCUAAGCCCAUAGCCUUCCAUUGGAAUUGGCAGGUACCUAAACUCUCUUACUGCCCAUGCUAAAUUAGUGAAAAGGGCUGAAGACUGGAAGGAAACCAAAUUAGCUUCCCUUGACAUCUCACCCACCAGGUGUGCGUUGUUGUCACAGUUGGCAGAUGAAAUGGAGAGUUUGAUCUUUCACACUUCCCCUUGAACCCAGGUUAUUUUUUUGCAUUUGUAUUACUGCUUUUGCCAGCUUCAUUUAUUAUUGGAACAGCAAAAAUAGGAUCCACUUUAAAUGUUUCAUACUAUGGGGCAAUUUACACCAUUAGUUGGGAGGGCUGAAACUGACUUCUCUCAGAAGUCUUUAGCCUUCUCUCUCAGAAUAUAAGCAAGACACCUAAGCCAGCAUUCCAACUAUCUGAACUCUCCCUUCACUGUCAAAUGCAGUAUGAGUGGCAUUAAGAUAGGUCUUGUUUAUUGACCUCUGGAGAACUUGUAGGCAUUAUACUGGAAACCUGAGUUUGACUUUACUCUGUUAUGUACUAUAUAGUCCAAGCCUAAUAUGUCUAUUUUUACUAAGCCCUCUUCUGGACUACACAUUCCAAUGACCAAAACCAGCUGGCAAAGUUUGUACAAACACUUUUCACAAGUAGAACGUCAGGCUUGCAGUUCUACUUCUGACUUGAAGCCAUUUUUUUCAAAUAUUAAAAAAAAAUCAGCAGGAAAGACUACUUAAUUCUCUAUGCUGACUAAAAUAGCACUUUGGAGAGACCCUGUUUGCAUGGAAGCCAAUGGACCAGUGCACAAUAUGCAAAUAUAUUUUUUAAAACUUAAGGCUGUUUCUCUGUGUAUUUAUGCCAUUGUUCUGUCCCUAAGGAAAGUGUUGUGAUUCAGCAGCUCAGGAAAAGGGAACAUGUAAUCACACACACCUCUGGACCAGAGUUGUGGCAACAGAGGUGAAAAGCCAGCUCAGUCCCAUUACUGGGGAAUGGAGAAGCCCAUAAUUGUUUUCUUGCUUGUUUGAUUUGUUAUAGCCUUGUCUUGGGUUUGUUUACAAAGAUGUAUUUUGUUUAACCAAAAUAUUAAAAAUGAGAAAACCUU